GGGCUCGCCCGGGGCGGCAGGAGGCUCCGGCCGGGAACCGGCCCAGGGCCCGCAGCCGGCGGGGGGAGCACGGCGUGCUGGGAACUCGAGUGCGCGUUUUGUUUACGAGGAAAACGCCAGCAUUUGUUGAGUGCCUUUAGAGGGAGGAGGUGCCCGCGGUGUUUGCAGCCGUGCAGGAUCUCAGGACAGCCCCGUCGGGAUCUCAGGCUAGAGGGUGCCGUGCCGCGGGGCCUCAGGGAGCGCCCGUCCUUUGUCCGGCAUCUCUGCGCUUUGCUCACGCCUUCGUGAAUGGCACAACAAGAAACCCACCAGCCUCCAGAAGCUUUAACUCUUUGCUGUGGAAGAAGCUCAGAGUGACAGCAGGUGCCUCUUAGAAGCAGCCUACAAAAACAGAUAUACCUAGUCGACUCUCAAGGUGUAGAUGAUCAUGGGAGAACAACUGUUAAAGAACAGCAUCCUUGAUCAAUUUAUUAAUAGCCAUGAGCAGUCAUAUGAGGAAUUUCUAAAUACAUUCACAUAUCUUUUGAAAGAGAAAGAAGGAAAGACAGUUCAGGGAAGUAAAGUGGACUCCUUAAGAAAAAAGAGUUUUACUUCUGAAUUACCAAACAGAAAUAAACAGAAUGGCUCAUCUGAAAGAAGCAAAGAAAUGUGGGUGUCAUUUCCAGCAGAGAUGCCAAAUGAGAAAGAGACAGUGAUGAGUGAGAGCUCAGCAGCUGGUGUUUCUGAUGCAGAUAAUCUCAGUUUGUCUGAAAGAGUGAAGGUGGACAAGUACUUAGACUUGGAAGAUGUAGACACAGAUGAAGAGACUUGCAAUGCAGGAUCAUUAGUUCUUCCAGGAGAGGUGGAAGAGACAGUGGCUUGCUGUACACCCUUCUUUGAUAAGCCUAUUCAGCCAAAGUUCAGAGCCUGGUCAGAUCCCCAGCCAUCAGAUGGCAAAGCCCAAGAGCUACAGGGCGAUGAUGUUCAACCAUUCUCACUUGAUGAAGAAUUUGAUUAUGACAAUGUGGCACUGACCCCGAAGUUCUCUGAAGCUGAGCUGAAGGCCAUUAUAGAGUUGUCUAAAGAGAAAAUGGGUACAGAUGUCAAAUCAGCACAAGCUGAAGACUGAGUCAGAGGUGUUCUGUGCAGGGCUGUUGGAAUGACCUUUUUACGGGAGGAAUGUAGCUCCUUGUUGUACCCUUAUUUAGUGUUCUUAUCUGUGUGGCCAGUAAAUGGCAUCCAUGAGAUUUGUCAUUUUUUCUGUCAAGGUGCCUUGGAUCCUGUACUGGCUCAAGGUAGGUCUGCUGGAGUAAAUUUUCCAUAGGAGCAAAACAAGCUGGUGGAUUUCAGAAUAGCAUUGUGGCUGCUCUUGCUUAUAUCUGGUACUCACUCGGUUCCUGAGUAGUACAAAGCUGGUCCUAAAGCUGCCUUCUACCUUGUUCUUUCAGUAAUGCAGUUAAGAGCUUUUUAACAGUAGACAAAACAGUCCAUGAACUCUUUAAAUGCAUAGAGAUAUAUGAGUGAAUAAAUCUGGGAAUAUGUUUUUUUUUCUCUGUCUUUUGAGUUACUUCAGUUCUGCAAAAAAUAAACAUUCCUGUUUCCAGCAAACUUUUUGUGUUGAUCAAAAUUGACAUGGUACAACUCCUAAAAUUAAAACAGUAACUGCUCAAACCACUCCCCCCCCACCUUCCACACAGAGGAAAAAAUAGCAAUCUUAUCCAUUAAAGGAAUUGGCAUUGAAGGGCUGUCAGAUUUUAGAUUUUUUUCACAGGAGAUUAUUCCAAAUAACAGUUUAUAGUUUACACUCUGCAUCACUGAAAUACAGCAAGCUGGAGUUGAGUAAAGGUCAGCUAUCUGGGUAGUAGAGAAGAGUGUGGCACCUCUGACACAAGGUAGUAUGUACUCCUUUUCUGAAGAGUUCAGAAUCCUUUGUUUUCAGUAACUGUAGAAGCUUUGUCAGUUGAGGCUUGGUUUAACAUCACAAUGCUGCAUUGUAUUUUUGUUUGCUUUCUGAUAUAACUGCAUUCACUAAAGCUUACUGACCGGCA
This is a messenger RNA of Lonchura striata (white-rumped munia), 2027 nucleotides long. NCBI's taxonomy places the organism in Eukaryota, Metazoa, Chordata, Aves, Passeriformes, Estrildidae. The record is from RefSeq and is a predicted model, not a curated record.